Messenger RNA from Cydia pomonella (codling moth), 1975 nucleotides. RefSeq lists its product as uncharacterized. The transcript is spliced from 4 exons. The record is from RefSeq and is a predicted model, not a curated record. The coding region runs from base 695 to 1939 and encodes 414 amino acids. NCBI's taxonomy places the organism in Eukaryota, Metazoa, Arthropoda, Insecta, Lepidoptera, Tortricidae.
UCUGUUCAACAUGGUUGCCAAUAGCCGCUUAUGUAAUAUAUUUAAGUAAAUCGUAUAAUUUCCCUCACGGGACAGGCUUUGCCUAGUGUGGGGGUCAGAAUAAAUUGUAACUUGCUCUAAUAUUUUUUUUGGAAAUAAACUAUUUGUAUUUGUAUUUGUUGUUUAAGUACGUAAAUGGACGGCAUAAAUUUGCAGCUUGCUAGAUGCGCUUCACUCUUUAGUUUAGAAGCUAUUUUAUAACAUACGAUUAAAAUAAAAAUUAAAUUUAGAAUACAUUACAUCAUCAAAAAUUAAAUUAAUCACUUUUCUAAUGUCACCCUGUAUGAAACAUGACGUAAACAAAACAAAAGUACAAUAGCCAACAAUUUUAAAAACACCAUACAGCGAAACGAACAUGUCUUCAAAAUGUGGUAGUCUCUAUUUUGCAGGUUAAUCACCUUGGUAAACCGGCACCUCACUCGCACCUAAGUAAACUUACUAUUGCUAGAAAGGGAUACAAGAUCUUGUUCGAAACCGACUGAGUAAAGUAUUGUGUUUUGAAUAUGUUUUAUAAUUAUAGUUUAGUGUGACAUAGUCUACAGCAUAAGCUACAGAAGCGUGACUUUUUGAUAACUUUACAAAACUUUUACGAUAACAAAUACAUCUAUUGUAACAUUUUCUUGGUUUUAGGUGGGUCAAAGUGAAAAUACUAAAGAUGGGCGUAUUCACCAGUAAAAGUCCGGAGUAUGAGCCAGUUCUCAGUCACGAGUUCCUUUGCGAUGCACUCACCAAGUGGUAUGGACAGCCGGCACACUACGCACAUUGUUUCUACCUCGACGACCUAUCAACAUCUUUCACCAGCGAAGUGGUCCAAUGGAAAGUCAACACACAGUUCGAAGAAAACCAACACACAUAUGCAGAACUCAUGCUUAAACACCACCCCAGAAAUAAAACCAGAGGCCUGAGCUUCAGAAGCGCAGAUUUCUUUAAAAACGAAAUUAAUUUCUAUGAAAAACUUCUAACUGAACUUCUAGAGUUCCAGAAUUCGAAAGAAAUUUCUGGAAAAUACGACAACCAUGUCAAACUAUGUUUCACCCACUGUGAUGGAAAGAAUGACAUGAUAUGUCUACAAGACGUUAGAACUGAAGGAUUUAAAAUCAACGAAAUAAUAGAUAUAGAACAUGGGAAAUUAAUUUUAAAAACAUUAGCGAGAUUCCAUGCCCUUUCAUUUGCGUUUAAAACUGAAAAUCCUGUGAAAUAUAAGACGAUAACUAAAGAAAUUACUGAAACAUACUAUGAUGAAAGAUUUUGGAGUUGGUACAAGAAAUUAUGGAGUCAAAUAUGCGUUGUAGCUAUAAAUGCUAUUGAAAACGAAUAUCCAAAUAGCAUUUAUGUAAAUAAAAUAAGAGAAUUCGCUGUACCGAAACGUUUUAAAGAUUUGACAAAAGCAGUUAAACAAAAUAACGUUAUUUUGCAUGGAGAUUGCAGAUCUAAUAACUAUUUAUUUAAAUAUAUCAAUGAAAUACCAGUUGAUGUUAAAAUGGUGGAUUUUCAACAAGUUAGAUGUGCUAGUCCAGUACUAGAUGUAUCAAGUGUAAUUUAUAGUAAUGAAGCAUUAUUAAAAGAUUACGAAGGACUUUUGAAGUAUUAUCACGGAAAUUUGGCCAUAAGGAUAAAAGAACUCAAUGGUGAACCUGAUGUAUAUACAUUUGAUAUUUUUAUGGAAGAUGUGAAGAAAUAUUCGUAUUUUGGUCUCGCAUUCAGCUUUGAGGCGGCGUGUACUAAGCUGACGUAUGCUGAUAUAACGAAUAAAGUGUGUGAUGAAUGGAUAUGUGCUGACGUAAACAAAUAUAAAAUAGUCGACAUAGCGGAUGCCUACGAAAUCAAGAAUUUGGAAAAAGAAGACCGCCAAAACCUGGCCAAUAGCAUUGUACACUGUAUUGACAACGAUUAUAUUUGAACUACAGACAGUUUCAUCUCAGUCACAAGCCAAACU